This is a messenger RNA of Chenopodium quinoa (quinoa), 2138 nucleotides long. RefSeq names its product peroxisome biogenesis protein 7-like. Bases 319 to 1278 code for a protein of 319 amino acids. The transcript has 2 exons. Gene Ontology annotation, molecular function: protein binding. The record is from RefSeq and is a predicted model, not a curated record. Gene Ontology annotation, biological process: protein import into peroxisome matrix. Lineage: Eukaryota; Viridiplantae; Streptophyta; Magnoliopsida; Caryophyllales; Amaranthaceae. Gene Ontology annotation, cellular component: cytosol; peroxisomal matrix.
ACUUGAUACAAUUGUAUUACUAGCUUCUCAAUAAUGCCAAUGAUACAAUUUGAUCUAACUUAUCAAAAUUUUUAUCAAUAUUUUUGUUUUGCUCCUUAAUUUCUCAAAAAAAAAAAAAAAAGUAAUAUUAAAUCAUAAAUAAAACCUACCCACUAAACUAUAAGAAACAAUUAAUUUGCGAUUUGGUGCGGUUUAGAUUAAACUCCGUAAAUCCCAAUUCAUGUUGAAUAACGACCAUCCUAAUCCCCAAAACCAACCAUUUUAGUAGAUUAACAUUAACCCCACACAUCCACAAGACCCAACCACCAACUUCCGAUCAUGCCGGUGUUCAAAACCCCCUUCAAUGGCUACUCCGUCAAAUUCAGCCCCUUCUACGAACACCGCUUAGCCGUCGCAACCUCCCAAAACUUCGGCAUCCUCGGCAAUGGCCGCCUCCACAUCCUCGACCUCUCCCCCACCCCAUCUCCCACCCCUAUCUCCGAACUCACCUUCUUCGACACCGCCGACGGCAUCUACGACGUCGCCUGGUCCGAAUCCCACGACAACCUCCUCGUCGCCGCCGUUGCCGACGGCUCCCUCAAGCUCUACGACCUCUCUUUACCCCCCCAACAAAACCCUUCUCGCUCUCUCCCUGAACACACCCGUGAAGUUCAUUCCGUCGAUUGGAACCCAACUCGCCGUGAUUCCUUCAUCUCCGGUUCUUGGGAUGAUACAAUCAAGCUUUGGACCGUCGAUCGCCCUACCAGUGUCCGCACCUUUAAAGAACAUGCUUACUGUGUUUACUCCGUUGCUUGGAAUCCCCGGCAUGCCGAUGUUUUCGCCUCGGCUUCUGGGGAUUGCACGGUUCGGGUUUGGGAUGUUCGUGAGCCGGGUUCUACUAUGAUCAUUCCUGGUCAUGAACAUGAGAUUUUGUCUUGUGAUUGGAACAAGUAUGAUGAGUGUUUGCUGGCUACUGGGUCUGUUGAUAAGACGGUUCGGGUUUGGGAUGUGAGGAGUUACAGGACUCCCAUUGCUGUUCUUGCUGGUCAUGGGUAUGCUGUAAGGAAGGUUAAGUGUUCGCCGCAUCACCGGAAUAUGGUUAUGAGUUGUUCAUAUGAUAUGACUGUUUGUAUGUGGGAUUUUAUGGUGGAAGAUGCUUUGAUUGGGAAGUAUGAUCAGCAUACUGAAUUCGCGGUUGGGAUUGAUAUGAGUGUUCUUGUUGAAGGGUUGUUGGCUAGUACUGGUUGGGAUGAGAUGGUUUAUGUUUGGCAACAUGGAACUGAUCCAAGAGCCACUUAGCAUUGUUUUUAUGGGGGUUUUUGAAAGAGGAGGUAAUUUCAAUUAAAGGAAGAAGUUUCUGGAUAUUGAAUUUGUUUAAUUCAGGUAAUGUACAUGACUUUUGAAGUUCAUCUUAUUAGCUAGUUAGCUACUUAUGCAAGUAUGCAACUAAGGUAUUAUGAAUUUCUUGGCAUUAAGCUUAUCUCUAGAUGACUCACAGCCACUCUUAUCUUCUUUCUUUGAAUUUGGUGGAUAGUCAACUUGAACAGGUACCACAUUAGAACCACAGGUCCACAGUACUCUUUUUUCGUUGAAUGGCAGAACUAGAAACUUAUUCCUCGCUAAAGGUUGUGUUUUCAUAGUAGUUGCUUCUCCAUUGUUGAACAGCUGCUUGCUGGAGCUGUCUUCCAUUGGGGAAACUUCUAUUUAGCGAGUGACUAUCCGUUGUUCAAGCCAGCUCCAGCCCAUGUUUGGUUCAAUGCCUUCAGAAUUUGUAUGCUAUUUCUUUGAGCUGAUUUUUAACUGAAUGAAUGUCACCAGAUCAAAUUGUUCUUGUCGAAGAAUAAACUGUCAGAGCUUGUUCAGAUACAGGACAUGUGUUAUUUCCUCUGUAUCCCUACACCCAAUCUCCUCUUAAUCUUUAAAUAUUCUUAAUCUUCAUGCAUCUCCUUGAUGUAUAGAUUAGUAUGAGAUGAGGGGGAGCAAUCAGCAAUCGUGCAUAGCAAUACAUUUUUUUUAAAGGCAGUGUACCUGUUGAUAGAAGGCCUAUGCCAAUGCCCGCUGUCAUGUUCAUGUCAUUGCUCUAUUUUGUUCUGAUACCUUGUUUUCGACUUGGCAUUGUUCUGAUGUGCUAUCAACCCAAUCUUCCUGUUUAUUCUGGU